This is a messenger RNA of Metarhizium brunneum ARSEF 3297, 1644 nucleotides long. It is a transcript of the gene Alg12, whose product is annotated as Dol-P-Man:Man(7)GlcNAc(2)-PP-Dol alpha-1,6-mannosyltransferase. Gene Ontology annotation, cellular component: endoplasmic reticulum membrane. Gene Ontology annotation, molecular function: alpha-1,6-mannosyltransferase activity. Gene Ontology annotation, biological process: protein N-linked glycosylation. The record is from RefSeq and is a predicted model, not a curated record. NCBI's taxonomy places the organism in Eukaryota, Fungi, Ascomycota, Sordariomycetes, Hypocreales, Clavicipitaceae.
AUGGCGCUCGUUGACGCCUUGCUCACAUCCCUCAUAUUUAUCCUUCCCACGGUGCACAUCCUGAUCGCCCCGCACACAAAGGUCGAGGAGUCGUUCAAUCUGCAGGCCGUACACGACAUUCUCAUCUACGGCACCCCGACGUCCAACAUCCAUGAGCGCUUCCGGCAGACAUAUGACCACUUCAGCUUUCCUGGAGCGGUGCCGCGGACCUUUAUUGGCUCGGUCCUCCUCGCGGGUCUGGGCCAGCCUGUCAUUGCGCUCGUGGGGUUUCAGCAUGCCCAGCUCGUAGUGAGAUGGCUGCUGUGUUUGUUCAACGCCUCUUGUUUGCUCGUGUUUAAGAAUGCCGUUCAACAGGCAUAUGGCAAGGGGACGGGGAGGUGGUGGACCGCGCUGAUGAUGAGCCAGUUCCAUCUGGUGUAUUAUUUGGGGAGGACGCUGCCGAAUAUGUUUGCCUUUGGACUAACAACACUUGCCUUUGCCUUCCUCCUGCCAAAAGCCACGCGUCGACAAACCGUCGUCCGUGCCAAACAGGCUCUCAGUAUUCUGACCUUUGCGGGGGUAGUGUUCCGCUCCGAAAUCGCCAUCCUCCUCGCGACGACCACGGUCUACCUCCUGCUCACAAAGCAGCUGCCUCUGCGUACCGUCAUUCUCGUGGGCGCCAUCUCCGCCGCGGCCUCGCUUCUCGUCUCCGUGCCCAUAGACAGCUACUUCUGGCAGAAGCCCCUGUGGCCCGAACUCUGGGGCUUCUACUUCAACGCCGUGCAAGGCUCGUCCUCGGACUGGGGGACGUCACCUUGGCACUAUUAUUUGACGUCGGCCUUGCCACGCCUCCUCCUUAACCCGCUGGCCUUGCUACUGAUACUCUUCUCUACCUUCCAUCCGGCUCUGUACCGCCAGAACAAGGCCCUCCUGCUUCCCAGCCUAUCCUACAUCGCAAUCUACUCGCUGCAGCCGCACAAGGAAACACGCUUCAUAUUCUACGUUGUCCCCUCGCUCGUUCUGUCCGCCUCCCUAUCCGCGAACUACAUCUCGACACACGUUUCCAAGUCCCCCGUCUACAAAGUCGCAACCUUCACACUGAUCCUCUCGAUUCUGGCUACGCUGUCCGCAAGCACGGGCAUGCUCCUCCUCUCAAGCCUAAACUACCCUGGCGGCGAAGCCCUCAGCCAGCUCUACGGCCUGACGGACAAAGCCGCAACACCAAUUACCGUCCACGCCGACGUAUUGACCUGCAUGACGGGCCUGACACUCUUCAACCAGAACAAACACGGUCUGCCACUGGCACUAAAUGAUUCCUGGGGUGUAGAAGCUCCAGGGAAAACAGUCUACUUAUUUGAUAAGACGGAGAAGAGUGAGAAGCUCGGAUGGCCGACUUUCUGGCAGCAGUUCGACUACGCGCUGCUUGAGGAUACGGCGCUCGCGUUGGGAGAGUGGGAUGUGGUCGGGGUCGUGUAUGGAUAUAGCGGAAUCGAGUUGCUGAGGCCGGGACAGAGGGAAGUCGAGGACAAGUACCGAGCUCUUGGGCUGGGGGCGAAAAUGAGGUGGAUGAGGGGCGUAGUGAGGAAGUAUACGGGAGGUUGGUGGGUUGGGCCGAGGAUGGCCCCGAGGAUUCAUGUCAUGAAGCAGAGGAGGAUUGUACCAUAA